Molecule: messenger RNA, 537 nt
Organism: Cadophora gregata
Lineage: Eukaryota; Fungi; Ascomycota; Leotiomycetes; Helotiales; Ploettnerulaceae
Exons: 3
Coding region: 1-537 (178 amino acids)
Source: RefSeq, a predicted model, not a curated record
AUGUCGUCGCUGAACUCACAAAAGGCAGGUGCUCAAGAACAAGCCCCUGCACGCAUAACUCCACCAGCACAAGCCUUCUCCGUCGCGAUGGAACAGCAAUCAGCAACUCCAACGCCAGCUGCAACUCUAGCUCCAACCCCAACACCAAUUCUAUCAGCAGCGCAAGCUACACACCCAUACCCGUCAAAAGACAUCACCAUGACCGAUGUCCCUCCUGAUCGACCUGCUUCCCCAGCAAUUUUACCGAGCACGACGAAUGUUCCCAGUCCAAUACCUGCUAGAGUUGGAACCCCUUCUCGCAAUGUCAAUGGCAAUGACACCAGCUCACGAGCUACGUCCCAGCACCCUGAUCCUACCCCUACGAUGCCCAAGGAAGCCCCGCCACACGGUGCCCCAACAAGACAAUAUUUGAAUAGUAUGGUUACCGGGCCGCUGAUGGAUGGAAUGAAGCUUCUUGCCAAAGAACAACCAAAAGACCCGUUGCGUGCCUUGGGCGAAUACUUGUUGCAGAGGUCGAAGGAAAUUGAGGGGACGUAA